GGCAUUGGUCGAUAUUAAUCAGACAUUCGGAUAGAUCUCGGCAGUUUUCCACCUUGGUUUUGUGUUUGUGUAGUAACCGGAACGUGGAUAAAUACAUGAACUAUGCGGAAUGUAAAUAAGUCCUGACAUACAAUGAUACAUGGGUUGAUCGGUAUAUUUUCUACACACGCUGAUAUGGUUGUGUACAUGUUUAUCAAAUCAAUGGCAGAUUACUUAUGGUGACGGGAAAAGACGCCACUGAGGGCACAAAGAUUCGUGUGUCGAGGGGCAGGAUGAACCCAAAAGGCGCCCUGCCCCGGCCACAAAAAGUAUUUUUGUGGGAAGACAAGCCUAGACUCCUCCGAGAUAUCUUGUCCACUGGUCGUCUGCCUUUUGUGGCGAAACAUCAUGAAGGGGAUUUAGCGAAAUACAUAAAAACAUGGAAACGUCCCAACGACAGUGCCGACGACCAAAUUGUGCACUUUGUAGACACGAAGACUCAUCAAAUGGUCGUCUGCAAAAAGAUGGUUUGGGACCGGAAAUCCUCCGAAUACGUCACGGCAAACAAGAGGAUGGAGAUCCGGUCCUCUGUCAAAGGUUGGUUUGAAGUUUUGCCAGAGGACGGCCGGCCUGUGGAAUAUUUUGACUCCAUACAAGCGAUCGCCAAUGUCAAACCGCGGCGGUUCCUGGUUCGAACCUCCGUGGUUGGCUAUCAGCUGAGUCUUGACGCUGGGGUUGGAUCGUGGGUGCCGCUGGAGAUCUCCCCGGGACAGGUACUCACCACCGGCAUUGUUUAUAUGGACCAGAAAAAAAGUAAAUCGAAUGUUAAGAACUUCUUCAAGAAAAUUAUCAAACCGGCAAAAUAUUCUCAAAAGGACCAAGAAUUAAAGUAUCUCCAGUGUUUCGAUUCAAACGCUCAGGAAGUGAUGAUACCGCUUAUUAUGACGGGUGUGUUCAGUCCUGUUGGAGAUCUAACGAAUAAUGAUUUUGAUUCUGUCUAUGAACUCCAAGAUUUAGUUGCUUCAUUCUCGCUCCCAGUGCGAGCGCAGCUUAUCCAUGCAGAUCCUAGCGCAUGCUCUCUACCUAGUGGGCUAGUGAUGAUAGAAGGUGUACGGGAAGAAAUCACGAUUGUGGCGGGGGUGUACCCAGUCAAUGAGGACAGUGAAUUAGCUGAAAUCCCAGUAAAUGCAAAAAUCUAUUUUAGGAAGGAUGUGUCACAAGGUCACGCUAGCAAACGUAAAACAGACCAUAUAGCCAUGGACACAGAAGAACGUAUUUACGAGAAUAGUGCACCAUUAGAUCUGGAAGUGGAACUUCCGGUUCGUAUCAAAACGAGCAAAAAAUCAAAAGGACCUGGAAUAUUAGAUAAACUAAGUCUACGUUCAAAGGGCAAAAAGGAACGAGCAAGUCUGAAGCAGUUACAAGAGGAAGGAGUGUUUUCUUCCAGACUGACAAAGAGUGAUUUUAAUUUAGAAGCUUGCACGCAGGAUGACGAAGAGGAGGUUAGUGAAGAUAAUUUACAGAGAGAGACGACCGAGUCCCAAAGACCAGAAUACACAGACGAAAAAGAUCCAGUGUACCGUCCCUCUCAAUUCUCGCAAGAGGAUGCUAUUUAUCAAGGCAGAAAUCUCCCACCAAUUCCAAAAUCCCCGCAAGAGCGAGAACCAUUGUAUGAAGAACUUCCGGUAGCGCCACGCCCUCCAGCGGAUGAAAUUGCUCAUGGGUAUAAAGCUCAUGCAGAGGAUGAUGACUACAUGAGUCCUGCGCAAGUGAGAAGAAACAAGGAGAGAAGUGCCAUGUACAGUAAACCACCCAUUGCUCCGAGGAAUUCUACAAAGUCUAAAGACCUAAUCUAUAGAUCUCAAAAGGAAGACCCACUAGAUUUUGACAAAUUGUUUCCUUUUACGGAGGACGGGCGUGUGACACAAGUCAGUAGGCAGGAUACAGAACUUGAGGAUGGGCGAUCCUCUGCACGAGAUUUUGAAAUACCUCAAUAUCAUACAGCAGUCAACCCACGGACUACUGUCAGUGCUACUUACCGGGACAUGCGCACGCGUGCGGAUGAGCAUAAAAUGGACAGCGAUCCUUUCAAUUCCUUAACCCGGAUGCGGUCUCGGUCCCAUAAGAAUUUGCUAUUGGACGCGAAUGCAACAGUUCGUGGUCAUAAUAUAAGACAUGUUAAUAAUGUUAUGAGCGUGUUUAACUAUGAUGGAAUUAAUCCCCCUCUUCAGCAGACAGAUCCUCUCUUACCUCAAGAAUCCGUUCCACUCCGGGAAUUUAACCAUCGCUUGUCUCUGUUUGAGCCUGGGCAGUAUGACAGACGAUCUCUGUACGCCAUGAGUGAGCCGGGCAGUAAACGCUACCAGAGAUCGAUGUCAUCAAAUGGAAUUAAUGAGAUGAUGUCCAGACCGGAGGAGUCCGUGUUGUCAGGUGAUUACGGUUACCAUGGCGACAGUGAGUACAGUUAUGCGGAGUAUGGCGAGGAUUUUGAUGACGGAUGGCGACCCCCUGCUGACUUGUCUAAUCUAAGCGUACAGGAGGUGUCAAAGUCUCUACGGUACAUCGGAAUGAAGGACCGAGUGGUGAAGAGAUUAUCUAACGAACAGAUAGACGGUCAAUUACUGUGUUCUUUAGAUAAAAACCUGCUCCGUGAGGGCUUCCCGGAACUAAACGCCCUAGAUGUAAAGAAGAUAAUAGACUUCAUCAAUGGCUGGAGACCAAAGAAGUAACCCCGUCCAUUUAUGUGCGAAUUGUCUGUGAUAAAUCAUGUGUACAAAGUGUUUUAAUGUUAUACUUGUCAUAUCAAUGAUACGUGUACAUUUAUUUGUAUCAAUGCUGUGGUCCUGUUAUGUAUAUCUGGUGUCAUUUUUGAUAACUUGAUACAUGUACUGUGUAUUUCGUAUUUGUCUCGUAUCUCCCAUUCUUCGUCUCAUUACAAACAGGGUAUAGUGCAUUUAUAGGACAUUCUUGAUGAUGCAGCUGUGGUUUUGUUUGUAUACGUAGGUAUAAACAAUAUACCAAUGUUUUCUUUUAUUAUAAAAUUAAAUGAAAUAUCUGGCAUUAA
Saccostrea echinata is the source of this 3043-nucleotide messenger RNA. RefSeq lists its product as uncharacterized. The record is from RefSeq and is a predicted model, not a curated record. NCBI's taxonomy places the organism in Eukaryota, Metazoa, Mollusca, Bivalvia, Ostreida, Ostreidae. The transcript is spliced from 2 exons. The coding region runs from base 216 to 2708 and encodes 830 amino acids.